This is a messenger RNA of Fusarium pseudograminearum CS3096, 1041 nucleotides long. RefSeq lists its product as uncharacterized. Gene Ontology annotation, molecular function: glycosyltransferase activity. Lineage: Eukaryota; Fungi; Ascomycota; Sordariomycetes; Hypocreales; Nectriaceae. The transcript has a single exon. The record is from RefSeq and is a predicted model, not a curated record. Bases 1 to 1041 code for a protein of 346 amino acids.
AUGGAAGCCCAAAGUACCGCCACCAAAAGGCACAAUGCCUAUGCAACCCUCAUCACUCGCGACUCGUAUCUGCCAGGCGUCAUCAUUCUCGCAUAUACCCUGCAGCGCAACAACUCAGCUUACCCACUCGUUGUCUGCUACACACCCAACCUCCCCAAGGAUGCCCGCAGGGUUCUGGAGCUGGAGGCCCCCAAAUGCAACAUGGUUCUGUGCGAGUGCGACUACCUUCUUCCACCCAAGAACAUCAAGAUGACACUCAUUGCAGAGCGCUUCGCCGAUACGUGGACCAAGCUGCGCGUCUUUGAGCUUUUCGAGUACGAUGCCGUUUGUUAUCUGGAUGCUGACAUGGCUAUCCUUGAAAACAUGGAUGUCAUGUUCCAAUGCGAAGAACAGUUGCCCGACGAUUGGAUCGCUGCGAAUCACGUCUGCGUGUGUAACCUUGAUUCUGAUUCGUGGGCACCUGAGGACUGGAAGGCUGAGAACUGUGCCUACACACCACUUUCACAUCCCACAGCACUCAAGGAGCCCCUGCAGCCAACCGAGUCGUCCCCCGCGCCGCACAAGUUGCUCAACGGCGGCAUGUUCAUCUUUCACCCUUCGAAAGACCUUUGGGAUCGCAUGUUGGAUGUGUUCAACACAACCCCUCUUCUCGCAGACUUCAUGUUUCCCGACCAAGACUUUCUUGCCUUCUUCUUUGAGAACAAAUGGUAUGCCCUGGGGUGGCAGUACAACGCCAUCAAGACAAUGCGAUACUGGCAUCCAAACAUCUGGAGAGACGAAGAGGUCGUUUGUCUCCACUACAUUGUUGACAAGCCCUGGGCGAAACGGGUCGGACUAGAUGGCGUGGCUGGGUACAAGGGUCUCGAUGGAGUGACACAUUGCUGGUGGUGGCAGCUUUACCAGUACUGGGAGGACGAGAGGACAUCCGAUGGAAAGGGAGGUAAUGAAGCGAUAUCUCUGCUGCAGAAGCUUAUUGCGCCCGCGUAUACCAGGGAAAGUGAUGUUGGAUAUAUGCGGGUUGCUUUGCCUGUAAGGGCUUGA